AUGGCUUCGUCGGAGAUGGGACCGGAUAUGACUACGCGGCACGCAUGCCACUGUGGCAAAAGCUUCAUUCGCAAGGAACAUCUAAUCCGGCAUCAAGCCACCCACAACACACCGGCAUACGUUUGUAAUGUAUGCCAACGGCAGUUUAGUCGCAGAGAUCUACUUCGUCGUCAUUCAGAUUUACAUGAAGCAAGCUAUCAACGCAACGCCGUCUCUUGCGAUGCAUGCCGUGUUAACAAAACCAAAUGCUCGGGAGGCAACCCGUGCUCUCUAUGUAAUCGACGAGGUAUAGAAUGUAUCUACCGACCGCUCCUCCGUCAACCAAAACGGGCUCCUCAGGCAGCUGCGAUUGCUUCCGUUGGCGAGAAUGUUGAUCAUCAUGAUCAGUAUCAUGGUGUCAAUGCCGGCCAGGGUACUAGUGACGAUGAUGAUGAUGAUGAUGAUGAUGAUGAUGAUGAUGAAACAACACUUCCUAAACGCUCGAAGCCGGAGAAUUCCUUGGAGCUUCUGCAAAGAAACGUCAAAUUCCUCCAAAACCUCAACAUCGUCCCAUCCCAGCCGACCACAACAAGUUCCUCUCUUUCAAGCCCAGGAAUGGGAGGUAUAUAUGAAUUAUUGGUUGCUGGAAAAGUUUUAUUGGAAUCGGCUGUACGCGAGUGUAGUGAAUCAAAAGCCCGGGUCAGCAGGUACAUCGAUACCUAUAUCAAGAACUUCCAUCUCCGGUGGCCUAUCCUUCACGCUCCGACCCUUCACAAUGAAAUAGGGACUAUGCCAUUGCCCCUUGCUGCUGCUGCGUGUCUUAUUGGAGCGUGGUUUCAGAAUAGUGCAGAUUGGACCGAGAGGUUCUAUGCCCUACGAGUGCAUGAGCUACUCCUCGAGCGCUCGCUUCAUAGUCUGAUUGAUCUGGAGUUGACGUCCGAAGAAAAGGCAUGGCCAAUUGAGUUUUUCCAGGCAGUCCUCUUGACUCUGGUUUUCUCACUCCAUCGAACCGAUAAAAGUGCCUUGUCCAGAGCCAUGCUUCUACGAAGCACAUUCAUGACCAUUCUCCGAGAACUCGGAGUCCUCGAUGACGACAAAUUAGCCGUUCACCUAAAGACCUAUUAUAGCGGCACAUACGCUCCGUAUACAUUAGUCAUGCGCGAAAGAUUCAAGCGCUUGCUUGUUUUCGUCUAUCAAUUCGAUGCAUAUUUUGCUCUUAUCCAUGGAACACCGCCAUUACUCCACCUUCAAGAAGUUAGUAUAGGUCUUCCGAGCACCUUUGCGCUCUGGAAUGCCUAUGGACUUGAUGUAUUCGCUCUACGGGAGCUGGAGCAACUGCCUGAGCGUUCAGCAGUCCGGGUAUCUGAAAUACCAAACUGCGCAGAUUCAAUUACAUCCUCGGGACUUCUUGUGGAAGACGUGCAUCUCGGCCUAUGCAGCCUUUUGCAGUCGAUAUGGGUUCUUUCACAGACUCCCAACAAAAAAGAAAGUCCUAGUCAUACUUUUCAGCAGUCGCUGCUCAUCCAAACACUCGAUCAAUGGAAACAGGCGCUGGAUAAGAUCAACGAGUUAACUGGCCCCGGGAACUUUACGGGAAAUGCUGCGAGAUAUCUAUUUCUGGCUUAUCGUGGAGAGGACGACUCCAUUGCGGCGUCACUGGAACGGAUAACUGCCCUUUUACAAGACGCGAUGAUUCUUUACUAUUACAUGAAAAUGACGCACUAUGUCGUCGACGUUGUUGGGCCGCGGAAGCAAGUUGACUCGCAAACAGAGCUCUGGCAGACCUCCAAAGAUAGGAAAGAAGCUCUCGUCUGUGCGGUGCAGGUGCUUAAGAUAGUGGAGUCGAAGAAAACCUUCAAUCCACUUGUUCGGCAUGCGCUUGCUACGGGUGUUGACGUAAUGAUAGUCUUGCUUUCAGGGCAGAAAUGUCAUCUCAGCGGCAAGCACGCUGUUAAUAAUACCUCCCAGCACUGGUCUGAUAUUGGCGGCUCUUUCUGGAUUGACGGCACACCUGUAUGUGUCUGCAAGUUGGUGUUUUGGGUUGGAAGGUUUGAGAAGGCUAUUGAGGAUCAGAUGAUCAUGGUGGAAUGGUGUCCUGAGAGCAUCAAAACAGACAUGAAGGGGUCUGUAGAUAUGCCACUAGGAUCAACGUUGAAAAACCAGCCGAUGUGA
Talaromyces marneffei is the source of this 2151-nucleotide messenger RNA. RefSeq lists its product as uncharacterized. The record is from RefSeq and is a predicted model, not a curated record. Gene Ontology annotation, biological process: regulation of transcription by RNA polymerase II; DNA-templated transcription. Gene Ontology annotation, cellular component: chromatin. Lineage: Eukaryota; Fungi; Ascomycota; Eurotiomycetes; Eurotiales; Trichocomaceae. The transcript is spliced from 4 exons. Gene Ontology annotation, molecular function: DNA-binding transcription factor activity, RNA polymerase II-specific; zinc ion binding; RNA polymerase II cis-regulatory region sequence-specific DNA binding. Bases 1 to 2151 code for a protein of 716 amino acids.